Messenger RNA from Centruroides sculpturatus (bark scorpion), 1014 nucleotides. RefSeq lists its product as uncharacterized. NCBI's taxonomy places the organism in Eukaryota, Metazoa, Arthropoda, Arachnida, Scorpiones, Buthidae. The transcript has a single exon. The coding region runs from base 1 to 1014 and encodes 337 amino acids. The record is from RefSeq and is a predicted model, not a curated record.
AUGAAAAGAGAAAUGUAUGAGAGAGGGCUGCAGGAAUACAUAGACGUAACGCAAUGCAAUAAAGUAGAAACUAAUUGGAUAGAAAAAUUACAUUCAUGGGUUAAGCGUUUGUCUGCUACGAAGUUGACCAAGAAACUAGACCUGAGAAACAUUACAAUGGAUAACCUGGACGUUCCUAAGUUAUUUGCGUUCGCGAAAACACACAAGGAAGGCCAACAGUUUAGACUGGUGGUAGAUAAGGCCAAGGCGCCUACGCGUAAAUUGGAGAAAUCGAUCCAUAACAUUCUUANAAAAGCAAGACAGAAGGAGGUUAUCAAGCUUAAAGAAAACAUUAAACGUACCAUCAGAUGGACACGUCUGAAUGGGGUUACGAUAAUAAGGGCAGAUGAAGCCAAGAACCUGGUUAUCAUGAAAAGAGAAAUGUAUGAGAGAGGUCUGCAGGAAUACAUAGACGUAACACAAUGCAAUAAAGUAGAAACUAAUUGGAUAGAGAAAUUACAUUCACGGGUUAAGCGUUUGUCUGCUACGAAGUUGACCAAGAAACUAGACCUGAGAAACAUUACAAUGGAUAACCUGGACGUUCCUAAGUUAUUUGUGUUCGCGAAAACACACAAGAAAGGCCAACAGUUUAGACUGGUGGUAGAUAAGGCCAAGGCGCCUACGCGUAAAUUGGAGAAAUCGAUCCAUAACAUUCUUAUUCCGCACUUAAGUGGCUACCCAUUUACCAUCUCUAAUCCCGUCGAAUUGAUCCAGCAGUUGAAAUUGAUCACCUCCCCGGAUUGCAUUACGAUUUUGGAUUUUAAAUCAUUGUACCCCUCCAUUAGGAUACCGGCAUGCUUUUGCGCUCUUAGAGACUUUCUAUUUGCAAGAGUAAACGACAUAGCGCUCCACCAGAACGUGUUGGAAUUGGCGCACCUUAUUUGUUAUAGUUCUGUGUUUCAAUUUAACGGGGCAACAUUCUCACAAUCGAGAGGAGUCCCGAUGGGCAGUCCGGUAUCCGGAGACUUGUGUUAA